UUAGCAAAAACAAAAUAAAACAACCCUCAAAAUCUCUCUCUUUAUAUACCUCUCUUCCAUUCUUUUAGAUCUUUGCCAUAAAUCAAAAACCAAACUUUGCGCGAAAAUUUCCACUCUCUCUUCCUCGCACGAUCUCUCUUCUCCACCACCAUGGCAACACAAAUCUCAACUUCAUCACAAACCCAUCUUCUUCCCCAAACCACCAACCCAUUUCUCAAAAAACCCAUCACCACUCUCACCCCAACAAUCUCUCUCCGCAACACCCCAUCCUUCAAACCCAUCUCCAUCAAAUGCGCCGCCACGACCCAAGCCCACCCACAAACCCAAACCCAACCCCAAUCCUCAGAUCGCGUCUUCAACUUCGCCGCCGGACCCGCCACCCUCCCUGAAAACGUCCUCCGUAAGGCCCAAUCGGAGCUCUACAAUUGGCGUGGAUCCGGUAUGAGCGUGAUGGAAAUGAGUCACAGAGGUAAAGAAUUUCUCUCCAUUAUUCAAAAAGCAGAGUCAGAUCUGCGUACCCUUUUGAAUAUCUCGUCUGAAUACUCCGUUCUUUUCCUCCAAGGCGGCGCCACCACUCAGUUCGCCGCCGUGCCGUUAAACAUAUGCAAAGACGAUGAUGCCGUCGAUUAUGUCGUUACUGGUUCGUGGAGCGAUAAGGCUUUCAAGGAAGCUCAGAAAUAUUGCAAACCCAAUGUAAUCUGGUCUGGGAAAUCUGAAAAGUACACAAAGAUUCCAUCUUUUGAUGAUUUGAAACAGAACCCAGAAGCUAGGUUUUUGCAUAUUUGUGCUAAUGAAACAAUUCACGGUGUUGAGUUCAAGAACUACCCAACACCCAACAACAAAAGUGGGAUUUUGGUUGCUGAUAUGUCUUCGAAUUUCUGUUCUAAGCCUGUUGAUGUUUCGAAGUUCGGUUUGAUCUAUGCUGGUGCUCAGAAGAAUGUAGGUCCAUCUGGCGUAACAGUUGUGAUUGUUCGAAAUGACUUGAUUGGGAAUGCUCAGAGUUUGACUCCUGUGAUGCUUGAUUACAAGAUUCAUGCUGAGAACAAUUCACUCUACAACACACCACCUUGUUAUGGGAUUUACAUGUGUGGUUUGGUGUUUGAGGAUUUGUUGGAGCAAGGUGGUUUGGUUGAGGUUGAGAAGAAGAAUAAGAAGAAAGCUGAGAUUCUGUACAAUGCUAUUGAUGAGAGUAAUGGUUUUUUUAGGUGUCCUGUUGAGAAAUCUGUGAGGUCUUUGAUGAAUGUGCCUUUCACUUUGGAGAAAUCUGAGUUGGAAGGUGAGUUUAUUAAGGAAGCUGGGAAGGAGAACAUGGUGCAGCUUAAGGGACAUAGGUCUGUUGGGGGAAUGAGAGCUUCGAUUUACAAUGCUAUGCCUUUGGCUGGUGUUGAGAAGUUGGUGGCUUUCAUGAAGGAUUUCCAAGCCAAACAUGCUUAGUGAGAAAAGGGUCUCUUAAGAGUUUUGUCUUUUUGUGUCUUGUUUUGUUGUUUUGAUUUAUGUCUUGUUUUUAGUUAGUAUUUUCAAUUGGGGAUAUAGUAUUUAUUUUGGGAUGAUUUUGAUUUUCUGGGUGAAAGGGAUGCUUAUGAGGUUGGAAUUUGGUAAUAAUUUGCAAGUUUGAAUGGGUCGAGAGAGUCCCAUGUGAUAUUAGUGAAUGUAGGGUGUAGUUUUAAACUUCAAUAAAAUCAAUGAAAGAUGAAACAUUGAAGCUGA
This is a messenger RNA of Vicia villosa (hairy vetch), 1707 nucleotides long. Its product is annotated as phosphoserine aminotransferase 2, chloroplastic-like. Gene Ontology annotation, biological process: L-serine biosynthetic process. Gene Ontology annotation, cellular component: chloroplast stroma; cytoplasm. The transcript has a single exon. Gene Ontology annotation, molecular function: pyridoxal phosphate binding; O-phospho-L-serine:2-oxoglutarate transaminase activity. NCBI's taxonomy places the organism in Eukaryota, Viridiplantae, Streptophyta, Magnoliopsida, Fabales, Fabaceae. The coding region runs from base 151 to 1434 and encodes 427 amino acids. The record is from RefSeq and is a predicted model, not a curated record.